Ziziphus jujuba (common jujube) is the source of this 1587-nucleotide messenger RNA. Its product is annotated as rho-N domain-containing protein 1, chloroplastic. The coding region runs from base 264 to 1433 and encodes 389 amino acids. Lineage: Eukaryota; Viridiplantae; Streptophyta; Magnoliopsida; Rosales; Rhamnaceae. Gene Ontology annotation, biological process: DNA-templated transcription termination. The transcript is spliced from 2 exons. The record is from RefSeq and is a predicted model, not a curated record.
UUUCGGAUCCAAUAGGGAACCCAACGAAUUCGGCUUCCCAUUUUUGCACAAACCAAAUGUGAUAUUGCCCAACAAGUCCCUUAUCAAUGGCUCAAUAGAGCUCAUACGUGUAUAUAUUGGGCCACCAAAACAUCAAAACCUACGAGCGCUGAGUGCGAGCGAGGACCAGAGUUUGAAAGAGAAUCAGACUAUCAUAAAAAAAAAAAUGCAAAAACUGGAAUAAAAGCAUUUUUAUUCCACUCUUGCUCACCAAUUCAGAAUCAAUGCCGCAAGCACUUCAUUUCGUCGCUAAGAGCGUCCCAGGCUAUGGACUGCCAGAUGGUAGAUGUCUCCUGUGUUCAGGAGUUUCUGGAAGAGCAGUCACUAUGAAUCCUUGCUCUUCUGGUUUUUUCAGUCCAUUCCAUUCACAGGUCAAUAUCUUAUCAUUAAAGUGUACUUCCUCGGGGGCAUCUUAUGUGUGCAAGGCAAGUUCUAGUGGUUAUCGUAGAAACCCAGAUUUCUCUAGGCAAAAUAGGCAUGGGUAUUCCCGGGGCAGGAACAGGCAAAAUGAAGAGAGGGAGAGCUAUGAAAACCUUGAAGAAUCUGAUAUCUUGUCUUCAAAAAAUGGGCCAUUUCUCUCCCUCUCAAAUAGCCCAAAAUUCCAGGCAACAUCAGCCCCUGGUCCUAGAGAAAAGGAGAUUGUUGAACUAUUCAGAAAGGUCCAGGCUCAGCUUCGAGAGAGAGCUGCCAUGAAAGAAGAAAAGAAGACUGAAGCAAUGCAAGGAGAAGCUAAAGAUAAUGAAACUGUGGAUUCCCUCCUUAAGCUAUUAAGGAAGCAUUCUGAGCAAGCAAAGAGCAGCAGUAGUGGAGGCAGCAACAAAGACUUUGUGUUGGACCAACCAGAACAGAAUGGGCAUUACAAUAGAGCGAAAAGCACAGGCUCUUUUGAUUCAAAUAGCAGCCUGAAAGAUGAUACCCAAGAACCUGCAACCUCUUUUACCAGACCUGUAUCAAAAUUUCAACGCAAGUCUCCUGUUCCCCGAUUCAAAUACCAGCCUAUUGAUUCUGAUGCGGACACUAUCAAUUUAGAGCCACAUGUAAAUUCAAUUUCAACGAGAAAGAAGCAUCAGGUUGAGACAGUUUCUAAAUCUGAGUUGGAGUUGGAGUCGGUGCCAGAGUCAGGGCUUGCUCACUAUACAGAGCCUGAACCUGAGCUCGAGCCCAACCCAGAGCCAGAGCUUGUGCAAUUGUUAGAGAACGAGUCUUUGGGUGUUGACGAUGCCCAUGAUGAUCAUGUUGAAACUGGUGAUGAACAAGAAUUGAUUGAAGAUAGGGAUUUCAGUGGAUGGAAACUUCCAGAUCUUAGAGCACUGGCAAAGUCUCGUGGCCUGAAAGGGUAUUCAAAAUUGAAGAAAAGUGAGCUUGUGGAUUUGCUAGGCGGGAUGUCAGCUUGAGUGACGUUGCAUGAGAGUAGUUGGGUUCGGAAGAGACUAUACUCGAUAAACUUGUGCUUAGAAAGGUGUUUUAGGCUUGAUUUGAUUUCAUGUUCAUUUUUGCAUAUACUUGUUUAUUCUUCCUUUUUUAAUCCAAGCAGUGCGUUUCGUCUAA